Messenger RNA from Trichosporon asahii var. asahii CBS 2479, 1080 nucleotides. RefSeq lists its product as uncharacterized. Gene Ontology annotation, biological process: cellular response to starvation; cellular response to amino acid stimulus; positive regulation of TOR signaling. The record is from RefSeq and is a predicted model, not a curated record. Gene Ontology annotation, molecular function: GTPase activity; GTP binding. Bases 1 to 1080 code for a protein of 359 amino acids. NCBI's taxonomy places the organism in Eukaryota, Fungi, Basidiomycota, Tremellomycetes, Trichosporonales, Trichosporonaceae. Gene Ontology annotation, cellular component: nucleus; Gtr1-Gtr2 GTPase complex; fungal-type vacuole membrane. The transcript is spliced from 6 exons.
AUGUCCUCGGCGCAACGACGAAAGUUGUCGGGCUUGUUCAUACAACUAACAAACAGGGUCUGGCAAGACCUCGAUGCGCUCGGUCAUCUUGACACGCGGCGGCUAGGCGCCACGAUCGAUGUGGAGCAGUCUGCAGUCCGACUUCUCGGCUCGCUCGUCUUGAACCUGUGGGACUGCGGAGGCCAAGAUGCCUUCCUGGACAACUAUCUGUCGGCGCAGCGCGACACGAUCUUCUCGAACGUGGCGGUGCUGAUCUACGUGUUCGACAUGACGUCUACGGAGUGGGAGAAGGACCUGCACUACUUCGAGGACAACCUGAGUGCCCUGCGGGAGAACUCGCCCGACGCCGGCGUCUGGGUCCUGAUGAACAAGAUGGACCUGGUCGACAGCGAAGACCCGAAGCGAACCAAGUACCAAGAGCGGCGGGACGAGGUGCUGGCGCUGAACGACAAGCUGAGCAAGGAUGUGGACGGCGCGGGCGGGUGCCGCUGCUUCCCGACAAGUAUCUGGGACGAGUCGCUGUACAAGAUCCCGAACAUCAAGCUGAUCUCCGCGCACUUGACAUACCUCCGCGACAUGCUGGGUGCGGCCGAGAUUGCCGCGUUCGAGAGCGAGACCUUCCUCAUCAUGGCCAAGAGCGGCUCGCCCCUGGACUCGGACUCGAGCGAGGCUGAUGACGUCGAGAAGGCGAAAGGCGUGCCCGGCCUCGAUCCGGAGCGGUUCGAGAAGAUUUCGGAAAUCGUCAAGAGCUUCCGCAAAACGUGCCAGAAGACGGGGGAACAGUUUUACGGCUUUGACGCUCAGUUUGACGGCGUCACAGUCGUGCUCGAGCCCAUGACGCGCAACACGUUUGCCAUGGUUGUCGGCGUCGACCCGACUGUUGAAGCCGGACUCGUCAAGUACAACAUGAACCAGGCGCGCCUGCACCUCGCCGAGGUCGGGACAAUGACGACGAUGACGCGAAAAUGCGGCGUGUGCGAGCACAACGUCAAGCUCGAGCACAACAUCAGCUACAAGCCCUCGAACCCGAGCGGGCGGGCAUGGGAUGACGUCGGCAUCGAUGUGCCCGCUGCGGCAUGA